AUGGCCAAGUUUGGCAAAAGAACUAUUCUGAAGGGUAGACUCUUCAAGGAUUUGGAGGAGGAAGGGAUGGUGCUGCUGUUGGAGAAAUUAGAAGUGCAAGGCUGGAAGGACAUGGAGUUGGGUGAGAUUCUAGGUGUACUUGCUGAGGGGUACAAUGACUACGAAAAGCUUAAGUGGCCAAGCCUAGAAAAUCUUCCUACUGCCCUUGCCAUCACCAGAAAAUUCAGUGAUCAUGAGGAGGAAAGUGAGCUCAAGGCUGUGUACAAGAGUGCGAUGAAGCCACCCCACAAGGUGCUAUUCGAAUUCAUCAUCAAGUGUGUUCUGCCAAGGCAGGAAAGGAGGCACAUUGAAAGCUUCAUGGAUUUGGUCCUCAUGGAGUGUUUGGAUGGUGGGAAGCAGAUUAAUUGGCCUGGAUUUAUAAUCCAGCUACUUGAUAGGGUGCCUCUGAAGAAGUGGGAGGUGGCUACAAGCAAAGAUCACUUUGGGGCGAAAACUUUGAUUGCUUAUGACUAUAAGGUCCUUACUCCUAAUGAGCCUGGUUCAUCCAAGAUGGCACCAGUCAAUAGCAAGCUUUAUCUAGAGGCAGUUGUAAUAGGUACUCGGAGUAUUCAAGUUAGAGUUAACUUAAAGUUAUCGCAACAGUUAGAGGAUGUUUUCUACAACGGGAUUAAAGUCAAUAUGGUUCUACUUGAGACUCUAAGGCUAUAUCCGCCAGGAGUUAUAUUUUCACGUGUGCUCGGCGGAACAACCAAAUUGGGAAAUAUAACUUUACCUAGUGGAGUUCAAAUCAACAUACCUACACUUUUCAUGCAUCGAGGCAAAGAAAUAUGGGGCAAUGGCGCAAAUGAAUUCAACGCAGAAAGAUUUAGUGAAGGUGUUGCAAGCGCAAUAAAUGGAAAAUUUGGGUAUUUCCCAUUUGGCUAUGGUCCUCGAGUACGGACUGGACAAAACUUUGCUAUGUUGGAAGCUAAAGUCGCAGUUGCCACGUUUUUACAAAAUUUCGCCUUUGAACUUUCCCCAUCUUAUGCACAUGCUUCGUUUCUUGUGGUGACACUCCAAGCUCAGUAUGGAACACAAGUAAUAUUACGUAAGUAG
Messenger RNA from Nicotiana attenuata, 1095 nucleotides. Its product is annotated as cytochrome P450 4d1-like. Gene Ontology annotation, molecular function: monooxygenase activity; iron ion binding; oxidoreductase activity, acting on paired donors, with incorporation or reduction of molecular oxygen. The record is from RefSeq and is a predicted model, not a curated record. Bases 1 to 1095 code for a protein of 364 amino acids. The transcript is spliced from 5 exons. NCBI's taxonomy places the organism in Eukaryota, Viridiplantae, Streptophyta, Magnoliopsida, Solanales, Solanaceae.